Messenger RNA from Elaeis guineensis (African oil palm), 1654 nucleotides. Lineage: Eukaryota; Viridiplantae; Streptophyta; Magnoliopsida; Arecales; Arecaceae. The record is from RefSeq and is a predicted model, not a curated record.
CAUCCGUAAAAUCGGUUUUGCCGAGAUUUUAUCGUUUAAACCCUCCGCCGAAGCCCGAAUGCCGCGAGGGGAAGCGUGAAAGCUGGGAGCGCCAUGGCCAGGCCAGGAAACGUGGAACCCAAGUGCUACUCCCUCUCCCGCUACCAUCUCUCUCGGCUCUCCCAACCAAUCCGAGAAACCCUAUCAAGAACUCCAUACACCCUGCCUGAGGGUGCCACCGUCUCCAUCAAAUCCUUCCUCGAAUCCCUUCUUCCCCAAGAAACCCCGCCUGAGGGUCGCAUCGCUGGAGAGGAGGACUCGAAGGAGAGUUUUCGCAAGGAAAUCAGGGAUUUCUGCCUAUGCUGUGCCGCCCUAGCUUCCGCUGAGGGGGAGGAUUCCCCCACUGUGUAUUGGAUCACGAAAGACCUGAUAUUUGCGGCGAAAUCGGCGUUUCACGAGCUGUCGAAAGCUGUUUCCUUGGAAUCUGAGCUUGAGUUGUUCGUGGAGCUGAUGCCGGAGGUGUUGCCCGGGGUGAAGGGCGUUAUAAAGGAGAGCUCUAUCGAUACGGAACAGGAGGAGAUCGUGCCGGCCUCGGCGCAGGUGCCGGUGGCUCAUGCCAUUGUUGCGGCGCAUCAGUUUAGGUGGCUCGUGUCCCAGGUUAAUUACCCUAAUCUGGGGAAGUUAUGCUCGUUGGUUAUUCCAUGUGCUUUGACGACUCUGGAUCACUGGUCGCCUGAAGUUAAGGAGCAGGGAAUGGUUAGCUUUAUACAUGUAGGAAACAAUAUGAAUGCAGCUGAAUUAAGUUGGUAUGAAGAGGCAAUUCUUGAUGCAUGUUGCCGAAAUAUCCCGGCAAAUGAUGAGUUAUGGCAUCGAGUAGUUGAGGUGUCUGUGCUUUUGUUGACUUGCACUCAGCGGAUGAAUCCUCGUAGCUCUUGGUUUGAGCGAAUGCUAAGUGAGAUGCUAGCUCACUUGGAGCGCCAGCCAUUUAAUAAAGAACGUCGUACUGCAUGGCUCGCUUUUAUUGAACCGGUUUUUGAUGCCAUGGGCCUUUUUAUAUUGGCACACUUCCGGCGUAUUUUUGCGCUCUUCUUCCAAUGGAUGCAUGCUGAUGAUGACAAAACUGUUAUUCUGGUUCUUGAACGGCUGCAUACAAUUAUUCAAUUAACAUGGAUCAGGAAGUCACCAUAUAUUGAAAGAUUGGUAGAUGAGCUUGUUCUUUUGUACAAAGAAUCUGCAGUAAGAAAGAGCCGUGAAGUUAUCCGCCUUCACAUUUUACAGUUAUUGAUGUUGAUUCAGAAAUGCCAAGAGUUGCAGUUUGAAACGGCUUGGAGCAAGCACAAGAAUGAUCCUGACAUAGAUGCAUUGACAUCUUCCUUUAUUAAUCAAUCUAGUAAGAUAGUGCAGUCAUAAGGAAUAAUUUAGCUGAAGUUGCAUAGCUAAUGCUAACGCUAUACUUAAAAGUUUAUAUCCAUUAGGAAGGGCCUUGGUAUUGUUGAAGCUGGUGUCUCAAGCAUUUGUACAUGACUCUGAUGACGACCUUUGGGUGGUAGCUGCUUGGUGAUUUAACCACCAGUGUAAUAAAUCAUGCUACGGUCAAGGCAGUCUUAAAUUGUGAACUUUGUAUCAUAUAUCGUCUAUAAUGAAUGUAUCACCGCAGGGAAACUUGAACCAUGUU